Molecule: messenger RNA, 6786 nt
Organism: Stylonychia lemnae
Lineage: Eukaryota; Ciliophora; Spirotrichea; Sporadotrichida; Oxytrichidae
Source: the annotation of a GenBank genome assembly
AUGAAUAAAAGACUUCUCUUUAUCGGAGGAGGGGCUUUUAUGUUCCUCAUCGCAUCUUUAGCGAUAUACUCUACUAAUGUAGACUAAUCUAGCUUCCAAAAGGAAGAAUAAAGAUAAUUCCUCAGUCAGCAACAAGCUCUCUUUAUUGAAGAAGAGCCAAGUUUGAUUGACAAUUCACAGCAAUCUGAAUUUGAUGCAGAAGCCAGAGCUGCUGCUACUGUGAGAAAUUAAAAGUUUGACUCAGCAAAACUGGUCUUAGCUUAACAAUACGUCUACAAACAACUCAUUGAUAGCUCAGCUCCAAGAAUCAACGCCAUUAUCAACACUGAUAAGGUGGUAUACAGAGCUAGCGACGUUGUUUUUGUGGAAGUUUUGCUCAUGGACGCCCUUAAAAAAGCUCCAUACGUUUUCCCAGUCGCUUAAGCAAAUACUACUACUGUGACUCAGAUUCCAAUCUUAAUUGUUAUUACUGAUGUCUAUGGUAAUGUAGUUGAGAAUUCAAACAUCACUGAUAAAGUUGACAAUAAGUCUUCACCAACUGCCGGAUUUUCCAUUAGACUCCCAGACUAUAUUAACUACGGAGACUAUAUGAUCAGAGUAGCAAGUUCUGGUUUCCCACCAGUAAAUAGGCUGAUCCAAGUCAGAAGGUUACCAAAUGCCUGGGAUCUUGACUAGGGUAAUCAAGAUUAGGAAAACUAAACUAAUUAAACAUACAAUGCCUAGGACUAUACAGUUUAGGUUGCCAUUCUAACUGACAAGAUAAUUAUUGAUUAACCAGUCUAUGGUAAAGUUAAUGUUUAGGCUGCUGAUUCUAAAAUGCCAUUACCUAAUAUAGUUAAUAUCAACUUCGGAUUUGUAUACUCACAGGGAGAUGAUGUCGAAAUGGUCUACUUAAACAAGAAAGGCUCUGCUUACUUCAAAGUAGUACCAAGAAUAGAACAACUUGGCAAUUCAACUUCAUUCUCUGUCAGUGCUUCAGUUAUCUCUGACGACUAAACUACCUACUAUUCCAACUAUGUUGUUGUUCAGAUCAAUUCUAUUAAUAGCACAGGUGCCGGAGUACCUCAGAAUAAUUAAGCAAACAAUAAUACAAACAAUAACAACUCUCAACCAUAAAUUUAACCAUGGGGUAUCAGAGCAAUCUUCUAAACUGAGCAACUCAGUGACCUCGUCAUGAACGUUUCUCAAAGAGUCUAUUUCUAUGCCUACUAUGAAAAUUGGUAUAGCAAUGUUUCUGGUGAUUUCUUCAACUUCAAAGAUGGUAUGAUCAGAUCUUAUGUUGCUAAUGCUACCUCUGCCAACGCUUCUAUUGCUAACUCAACUAUUGCUAAGAAUGUUACUACCACUUACAAUGGUGUUGGCUCAUUCCUCAUUGAACCAAAGGAUAACAACAUCUAUUUCCUUGAAAUCCCCAUUAAGAACAAUCAACUUAACUUUUUCGCCAUAUACUUCAAUGAUGACAACAAUGGUAUGGAUGGUAUUCACUAUGUACCAGGUGCUAUCAGAAUUCCUAUUGUUGUCGACGGUAUUCAAACCAGACAAAAGAGAUACAGAAAAAUGCUAGAUGACAGAAUUAACCCUCCUGAUAAUUCACCAAAGCUUGAAGCUAAACAACUUAAGAAGUUUAGUUACUCAUACCUUGACUACGAAACUGGACUCGUAUUCAACUAUUCUUCAAAUAUCUUCACUGUUGGUCAAGUAGGACUACCACCUCUUUUGAUCUUCAACGGAUUCCCUAACCCAGCUAAUUUCUCAAACAUGCUCGGAUUCGUCUAUAAAUACAUGCAAGGAUUUAUUGAUAACCCACAAGAUCAAUGGGGACCACACCCUAAUGGGACUGAUUAUCCUAACGGAACUGGCUACCCUACAGGCAAUUACAACUAAGGUAGCACUGGCUAUCCAACAGGUCAACAAACAGGUUAUCCAACUGGUCAACAAACAGGUUAUCCAACUGGUCAGCAAACAGGUUACCCAACUGGUCAACAAACAGGUUAUCCAACUGGAUCACCAAUGCCAACUGGAACAGGUUCAAAUCCACCAACAGGCUCCAAUGUUCCAACAGGCUCACCAAUUCCAACAGGUUCUCCAAACCCAUCAGGCCCAUAUCAAUCUGGCUCUCCUAUUCCAACAGGCUCAGAUAUCCCAACCGGAACAGGAUUCCCUCCUAAUACAGGUAUGCCAUCUGGAACUGGAUAUCCAACUGGAACUGACUAUCCAACAGGUACUGGAUAUCCAACAGGAUCUGGCUACCCAACAGGUACUGGAUAUCCUACAGGAACUGGUUAUCCAACUGGAACUGGUUAUCCAACUGGAACUGGUUAUCCAACUGGAACUGGCUACCCAACAGGUACUGGUUACCCAACAGGUACUGGUUACCCAACAGGUACUGGUUACCCAACUGGAGGCCCAUAAGGCACAAAUAAUCAAUAUCCCACUGGCCCUAACUAUAACCCACCAAAUGGUACUGACUAUAACAAUGGUAAUGGCUAUCCAACAGGAUAACCACCUGGCCCAGGCGGUAACAGAGGAUUUAAGGUAGUGUAAGUAUUCUUUGAUCCAGAAAUUAUUGUCGAACAGUUCGUUAAAUACACAAUCAAGGGACUUUAUGCUCAAUUUGGCUAUAACGCAUCUGCUCUUAACUUCACAUACAACUUCUUCGAUGACUAUAUGAUUCUAUCUUAGUUAUUCAGUGGUACUAAUGUCUCAGAGGGUAACUUCUUUGGAAACUAUGGUCCUAAGUUCCUUGAGCCAAAGUGUGGAUAGGCUUCAGUCAAUGUUAAGCCACAAGUCAAUGCUACUCUUCCACCAAACAAAUUAGACGGCCCUGCUAUUGUUAUGCAAAUCACCAAUGCUCAAAGAAAGGUUCUUGGUAACACUGAAGAUUUAGUAUUAAACUUUAACACUAACUCAUUGGUUGAUGAAACUGACUUCUAUCUAUUGACAAUUAGAAACAAAGAGCAAAUUAUCUACAGUGAAUCAAUACAAUUUAAAAGAAAUAGCGUUAACAACAGAAAGACUAUUUCCUAGAGAAGUUUUGCCAUGAAUAAUGGAGGUAUCUUGACAGUUAAUCUCCACAGAGUGACUGAGAAAUACUUCGCAUUCUAAAACAGCUCAAAUACUCCUAUUUGCGACAUUAACACAAUCCAAACUUUAAUUAAUAAUGGUACUCUCUAAAACAUUCUUACUCCUAGCGGAAUGAACAACAACUAAUCUGGUCCAUAAAAUCAAACAGAUUAUAACAAUGGAAACAACUAAUACCCAAUUCCAAAUGGUACCUAUUACAAUGGAGGAAACUUCUCAUCCCCUGCCCCAACUGGUACCUAUUACAACGGAGGAAACUACUCAUCCCCUCCCUCAACUGGCCCAGCUGGCACUAACAAUGGAGGAAGCCAAUCACCACCACCCCAAACACAAUCAAGCAACUCCAGUGGGACAACAAUGCCACCAAGUCCACCUUCAACUGGAUCAAACAACUCCAGUGGCUCAACAAUGCCCCCAGGUCCACCUUCAACUGGAUCAAACAACUCCAGUGGCUCAACAAUGCCACCAAGUCCAUCAGCUUCUAACUCAUCUUAAAGACUCCUACAAGCAAGCUCUACCCCACCUCCAAUGAUUACUGGUAACUCAUCAUCAUCCUAAUCUCCUCUUCCAUCAGGGUAGAAUUCCAACAAUUCUAGUGGAAACAAUUAAAUGCCAACAAAUCCAAAAUCUACUAACAAUAGAACUAAAGAUUUGUUUAACAACACUAAUGGUACUGCAUCUCCACUACUUGUUGAUUUAGGAAACAACAAAUCUUGCAUUCAUUUGGACUUGAACUAAAUAUCUGAAUAUACUGAGCAAGUUGGCUCUAUCCAAUUCUUCAAGAAACCAGCAACAAACGUUAGUCUUACCAUUAAGACUGCUAAGAAUACAUAUAUGGCUGGUGAAUAAGUUAAUGCUUCUGUCUCAGUCAAUAAUGCUAAGGAUGGAUACGUUUUCAUCUCUGUUACUGAAGAUUAAGAUUUAGAUGAGAAUAUCAUGACUAACUUUGCCUUCUAAGUAUAUCUACAAAAUGAAUUCAAUGAGAACAAAUUCUAAUUCCUUAACCCAAGAUAACUCCUUGGCCAAUACUUCUAUAGCUACAAUACUAACAGUACAGACAACAAUUUGGAAUCACUUCUUGCUGCUACUAGCAUUGAUGAACAAAUCUUUGAACUUGGAGUCAUCAAGACCCUCCUAGAUGGUGCUGAUUUCGGACCAAGCAAUGAUCUCCUUGAUCUCGACAUGCUCUCUGUCAGUGAGGCAUACGGAUUUAACUUCUUCAACUAGCUCCCUCUUGAUGUUCAAAUGUAUGUUGCUGCUAAAGAAAAUGAGAAAAGAGGAUUUGGAAAUGGAAGAUAUUACCCAGACUCCUCUCCUUACAGAAGAGCUAAUCCAGUUGCUGCUGCUAUGAACAACAUUCCAUCAAUUCUCAAGCAAUGGGCUCACAAUACCACAGCUGAUUACAACAGAAGUGCUGCUGCUGACUCCUCAGAGACUCUCUUCUUCGGAAGUGCCAUUAAGGUUGUCAAUAGUAACGCUGAUUUCUCAUUCAAAAUGAGUGAUCUCCAAACUACUUACAAGAUAACUGUUAACUACUACGGUCCCAACGGUAUCUCAGUAGCUCAAAAGAGAAUCUAAACUGGUGGAACUUUCGGUAUGAACUACACUCUUCCAAACGUUAUGUCUGUUGGUGAUGUCUACAAUGUCACUGCUACCAUUAUUAAUUUCAGUCCAGCAAACUUGCUUGCCACACCAAUAGUAAUCAACAACGAUAAAUCAAUCUUAGUCACUCUACUUCCAGUCAUUACAACUGUAAGUGGAAAGGCAGUUUCAAACAGUUUCGCUGUAAUCAAUGCAAACACUACAGGAACCUACACCUUCCAAGUUACUGCCCUCACUACAGCUAAAAUUGCUAAACUCACAUUCAAAAUUUAAGCUACAACUACUGAUGGAUCUCAAUUCUACCAGGCCUAAUAAGAUUCAUACACUAGAGUCAUUAAGAAAGGUUAAUUGAAGAGUCAAUUCACUGCUGGAACCAUCCAAACUACCUAAUACUCAAAUGCCCCAGUUUAACCAGUAGAGAUUACAGUUACCUUCCCAGAACAGUCUCAACUCAACACUGUCUAAGCUGAAAUUGUGAUUCUUCCAUCAUAUCAAGCUUACCUCGAACAAGCCAUUAGAGCUGUUGAGAAUAGACAAGAUGUAACUGCUGAUGAUUUACUCCUCAAGUUAGACUUGAUGGCUCAAGUGAUCCAAGCUCAAAGCUAUGAAGCAUAUGCUUCAGGAAACGAAACCCAGGCUGUUGGAUAGCUCGUUGAAUCAGUUCAAUAUGCCAAACAACUUCUUAAUAAACUCAGUGCUUACCAAAUUAUAUCCAACAAGGUUCCAUCUGGAUACGACUACGUUUUAGGUUCCAAUACAGCAAGUAUUCCAUUGACAACACUUGCUCUCUCAGUUCUUUCUUAAUACUCAUUCCUUGAGGAUCAAGUAAGCAGCAAUAGUACUUAUCAAAUGAACCUUAAAUUUGUUCUAAGCAAAAGAGAUGCUAAGACUAGUAACUACACCUUAAGUGAUGUUGAUAUUACCAAUAGAGCUGGACAAAACACUACUCAAGCAUUCAUUCUAGCUACUCUGUCUGGAAUCAAAAAUAUCACUUCUAGGAUGCCAGUCAAUAUCACAUUUGAGUUUAACACUUACAUCACUAGCGUUGCAAAACUAUGUAAUGCUACAGCCACAUUCACAAACCUUAUCACAGAUCCAAUCUAAUUGGCACUUACCAUUCUUGCUUCUCAAAAUGUUCCAGUCACCACUAGUGUCUAGUAUGCAACUCUUUCCUUGAUCUUCGACUAACUAUUGAAGCAUCAAAGUUCAUCAGGUCAAUUCGAUUCACCAACUGUUAGACAAUACGGCCAAUACUCAAUCUUUAAUGGCUAAGGAAAUGAUAGAGUUGUUGAAUCAACUGCUGUUGCUGUACUUGCUAUGCUAACCAGAAGAACCAUGUUAAAUGAUAGCACUCUCUAUCAAACUAACAUCAACUCUGCUGUUAAAUAUCUCGUUUCAUAAAACAAUGGAGGACUAUUCGGUGGAAACUUAGCUACCUAAUUGGCAGUUAGAGCUCUUCAAACCUUCAACUACUACGAUUUCAUUGGUGCUAACGUGACCUUUGAUCUCCUCGCUAAUGGUGAAAUUUUGGAUUCUCAAUAAUACUAAGGGGAAUUCUCACCACUCAGGUUUACCUAUAAUCCUAGAGAUCAACUAUUCAAAGCUAAUGAAACUGUUACCUUCAAGGUUCAAAUCAGCAGUGCAACACUACAAGAUCAAUAGGACAUUGUCUUCGGAUACUACACAGUCUUCUCAUUCGUUGACAACAACCUCACUAUUCCAUCCAACAAAAAUUGGAUCUAUAAUCUUAAUCCAUCAUCUAAGCCAUCUACCCUAAGGAACGGUACCUCAUUUAAGUAUCAAGUUGUUUUAACAAAUCUCUAGAAUGGCAGAACUGUCAAUAGUAUCAAAGUAAUCGUCCCACUUCCCUCAUGUCUUACUCUUGACCUAAAUGGUCUAAAGAAUGCUAUUAUUGGAAAGGGAACUUACCAACUCAAUCUUGAUGAUCAAGAAAUUUAUCUCUUCUUUAGAGGAUUAAAAGCAGCAGAGAGAUUUGUAUUAGAAUUCCCACUAUUUGUAUCAAGUGUCAACAAGUGUGUGCCAAGAAUAUCCACAGCAUAAUGCGGUUUGGACCAAGUUGUAUCACCUUCAUAUUUCUAUUGA